AUGACCCAUCACAUUGAAGAUAACAAUUCGAUCCAGAGGAAUAGGACCUGUAUCAGCAGAGCUCAGACAAAUAUCCUGCAGCAAUCUUUCGAAGAGAAUCCUUUUGGCAAUAAACGAAUGAAGGUUGUACUUGCAACUCUAACUGGUUUACCUAUCAAGGUUAUAAAUAAAUGGUUCCAAAAUAGGAGGAGGGAGAAACGGUGCAAGGAAAAGAAGAGGGGACACCUAAAACUUAAGAAUCACAACUGCUGCAAAUCUUUCGAUAUGGCGAUUCGAUUGAUAGCAGAAAUAAAUAGGAACGUCAAGAAUCUGAGGAAAUCCAUUGGAAACGUGCAAGGUUCUAAUAUGUCUGGAUUGUCUAGUGAAGAGAUAGAUGUGAUCACUGGUAAAAUACCAUGUCAGUCAAUAGAGGAGUUGGUAGUACUAGAGAAUUUGAUCGAAACAGAUACCAAUGCACGAGAUUUGUUGAUAUACAUAUUGCAUUCUGUAGGAGGAUUAUCUGGGAAAGAUUUCACUCAACGGAUCAUGAGGAGAUUGUUGACCAACGAUUUGGCUCUGUUGUGCAGUUGGACUGGAGCUAAGAAAAAUUUCGAAUUGCAAAAACUGAGACUGAUGGAAUGCACGUACAGUGCGAUCAUAAAACAGAUUCAGAUUUCAAGAAAAGAAUUCGAAAUAUAUGUCAAAGAUUGGCUUAGGCACGCCAAGCAAAGAAAAGAGAGGGAAGACCUCAAGAGGAAUAAAUAAUGAAGACCAGCUAACGUAAUCAAUCCGUAAUAAGGCUAUAUAUAGGUAUUUCUGUGUUAUAUUAUAAGCAUUGAGUGUAACUUUUCUGAAUUUAGAGAUUAUCCAAAUAUAGGGCGUGUUUCAUUUCGAAAAUCCUCCACGUGCGUUAAAAUAUGACAUUAAUCCUUCUGUAUUUUUAUUAUCGAACUUAUCUUCGAUCGACUUCAACCUUAAGAGGAACGGAUAGAAUUAUAAAUGAGAUUCUUGAAUAUUGCCUGAACCCAUAAUAGGUGUACACCAAUGCGUCAGCCUAAAGGCUCUGGAUGACC
This is a messenger RNA of Phaedon cochleariae (mustard beetle), 1052 nucleotides long. Lineage: Eukaryota; Metazoa; Arthropoda; Insecta; Coleoptera; Chrysomelidae. The record is from the annotation of a GenBank genome assembly.